CCUCCUCGCCCCGCAUGUUCAGGACCAAACGAUCUACGCUCGUCCGGCGUCUCUGGAGGAGCCGUGCGCCCGGCGGCGAGGACGAGGAGGAGGGCGCGGGGGGAGGCGGAGGAGGCGGCGAGCUGCGGGGAGAAGGGGCGACGGACGGCCGGGCACAUGGGGCCGGUGGCGGCGGCGCUGGCAGGGCUGGCUGCUGCCUGGGCAAGGCGGUCCGAGGUGCCAAAGGUCACCACCAUCCCCACCCCCCAGCCACGGGCGCCGGCGCGGCCGGGGGCGCCGAGGCGGAUCUGAAGGCGCUCACGCACUCGGUGCUCAAGAAACUGAAGGAACGGCAGUUGGAGCUGCUGCUCCAGGCCGUGGAGUCCCGCGGCGGUACGCGCACCGCGUGCCUCCUGCUGCCCGGCCGCCUGGACUGCAGGCUGGGCCUGGGGGCGCCCGCCGGCUCGCAGCCCGCGCAGCCGCCCUCGUCCUACUCGCUCCCCCUCCUGCUGUGCAAAGUGUUCAGGUGGCCGGAUCUCAGGCAUUCCUCGGAAGUCAAGAGGCUGUGUUGCUGUGAAUCUUACGGGAAGAUCAACCCCGAGCUGGUGUGCUGCAACCCCCAUCACCUUAGCCGACUCUGCGAACUAGAGUCUCCCCCUCCUCCUUACUCCAGAUACCCGAUGGAUUUUCUCAAACCAACUGCGGACUGUCCAGAUGCUGUGCCUUCCUCCGCUGAAACAGGGGGAACGAAUUAUCUAGCCCCUGGGGGGCUUUCAGAUUCCCAACUUCUUCUGGAGCCUGGGGAUCGGUCACACUGGUGCGUGGUGGCAUACUGGGAGGAGAAGACGAGAGUGGGGAGGCUCUACUGUGUCCAGGAGCCCUCCCUGGAUAUCUUCUAUGAUCUACCUCAGGGGAAUGGCUUUUGCCUUGGACAGCUUAAUUCGGACAACAAGAGUCAGCUGGUGCAGAAGGUGCGGAGCAAGAUCGGCUGCGGCAUCCAGCUCACGCGGGAGGUGGACGGCGUGUGGGUGUACAACCGCAGCAGUUACCCCAUCUUCAUCAAGUCAGCCACACUGGACAACCCGGACUCCAGGACGCUGCUGGUACACAAGGUGUUCCCCGGUUUCUCCAUCAAGGCUUUCGACUACGAGAAAGCGUACAGCCUGCGGCGGCCCAACGACCACGAGUUCAUGCAGCAGCCGUGGACUGGCUUCACCGUGCAGAUCAGCUUUGUGAAGGGCUGGGGCCAGUGCUACACCCGCCAGUUCAUCAGCAGCUGCCCGUGCUGGCUGGAGGUCAUCUUCAACAGCCGGUAGCCGCACGGGCCGGGGACGCAGCGGGCGCCGCGCGGGCCCAGGCCAAACGACGUUGCUGCUAAUACUUUCCUCCCCAGUGCUUGCUUUUCAUGCAGACUCUGGUCCGUCGCGUGUCGUCGUCGUCCUCCUCCUCCUCCCCACCCCCACCCUGCUGCUUGUCGUUCUCGUUUAUGUUCUGUUUGUUUCGUUAACUUUGAGAAAUAGCUUAUGAAAAAAACGGUCAGGGUUUUUUUUUUUUGCGGGGGGACGGGGGUGGCAGGGUAUGGCUGGCAGGACAGCCCGGGAGGAAGAAGGGAGGCAAGAAUUCCUACCACCAGACGGAGUGUAAGAAUGGGGAGCAGGCCCUCAUGGGGGGUUCCUCGAUUCCCUUGUCAGGCCGGACGCGUGGGCGAGUGCGUGUGCGUCUGUGGGUCGUACAGGUGUCCUUGCGGGGCGGUCUGUGCUCCCAGCUCUGGGUCUCCUGCCCUGUGGACAUGCUCAUUGGGGCAGCGGCAGUGCCUGGGCAAGCUGGCAGCUGGGGUUCCAACAGCUGCCAGGAGCCAGGCUCUGUCCCCCAUCCCUGGAAAAGCCUCCCCCCGACUCCCACCCCCUGCUUCUCCCCUUCUGGGACACGGGCCUGUCUGCAGGCUUCGUAGAAGCAACCCUGCAAAGAGGCUGAACUAGAACCAGUUGUUUCAUGCUUGUCUUCUUCCCCCUCCAGCCACCCUGCUGUCCUUGUGUCUUUUUUGGUCAUCUGUUCCUGGAUAUCUCUGAGAUGGGCUUCCCGAGGGCUACCCGUGCAGUAUUGCCCUCCCACGGCUCCUCCCAAGCCCCUCAGCCUCUCCCUUGUCCUGGUCACAUCAGGUCGUGUCCCCCCCCCCCCCACCCCGCCCCACCAACCCCAACUCAGAAAACCAGCUCAGCACUUUCCUCCCCUCUGCCGCCUGGGUGUUGAGCUCUGCUGUUAGACCAGCGAGGGGAGCAGCCCUGGAAGGGAGACUUCUCGGCAGCCCCCCUUCCCACCAAGAAGGAUUCGGUCCAUCAUAACCCAAGGUACCGCCCUGGGCUGACACCUAACUCUUCUUUCAUUUCUUCUACAACUCAUACACUCGUAUGAUAACGUUGACACUGCUCUUAGCUCAAUGAGCAUGUUUAGACUUUAACAUAAGCUAUUUUUCUAACUACAAAGGUUUAAAUGAACAAGAGAAGCAUUCUCAUUGGAAAUUUAGCAUUGUAGUGCUUUGAGAGAGAAAGGACUCCUUGAAAAAAAAAAACAAACCCUGAGAUUUAUUAAAGAAAAAAUGUAUUUUAUGUUAUAUAUAAAUAUAUUAUUACUUGUAAAUAUAAAGACGUUUUAUAAGCAUCAUUAUUUAUGUAUUGUGCAAUGUGUAUAAACAAGAAAAAUAAAGAAAAGAUGCACUUUGCUUUAAUAUAAAUGCAAAUAACAAAUGCCAAAUUAAAAAAAGAUAAACACGAGAUUGGUGUUUUUUUCUAUGGGUGUUAUCACCUGGCUGAAUGUUUUUCUAAAGGAGUUUAUGUUCCAUUAAACAAUUUUUAAAACGUA
Messenger RNA from Mustela lutreola (European mink), 2838 nucleotides. RefSeq names its product SMAD family member 7 (gene SMAD7). The record is from RefSeq and is a predicted model, not a curated record. The transcript is spliced from 4 exons. Gene Ontology annotation, cellular component: heteromeric SMAD protein complex. The coding region runs from base 15 to 1295 and encodes 426 amino acids. Gene Ontology annotation, biological process: regulation of transcription by RNA polymerase II; SMAD protein signal transduction; transforming growth factor beta receptor signaling pathway. Gene Ontology annotation, molecular function: transcription regulator inhibitor activity; I-SMAD binding. NCBI's taxonomy places the organism in Eukaryota, Metazoa, Chordata, Mammalia, Carnivora, Mustelidae.